Molecule: messenger RNA, 423 nt
Organism: Tetrahymena thermophila SB210
Lineage: Eukaryota; Ciliophora; Oligohymenophorea; Hymenostomatida; Tetrahymenidae
Exons: 1
Source: RefSeq, a predicted model, not a curated record
AUGAGUGAUUUUUUAAAAGAUAUUAUGGCAAAAGUUUUUGAGGACUAAAAAAAGACUGUUACAGAUUAAAUUCUAAAUAUCAAGACAACACCUUACAAUAGACUUAAUCUUAUUUUAAUUUUACUGAAAAUCACCCUUGGAGACUUUGUAGAGGUACCACCUAAAGAGGAAUAUCUACACAAUUAAAAAGUACUUUAAAGUAUUUAAGAAUACUUCCAUAAAUGCAUAGACUCUAUUAGUCUCAACCUAGAAGAAAUCGAGUUAUUUCACAAAUUUGUAGAUUCUCUAGACACUUAAGAAAAUUACAUAGAUAAAAUGAUUAAAGACGGAGAAGGUUUUGACUAUGAGCACUAAUAACUUGGAGAUAUAAUUAAAUUUUGCCUUGAUAGCUUCAAGAGUGAACUCUACAAAGAAAAUAUUUGA